GACUUCCGAAAGGUUUAAAACCCUUGGAAGUAGAUGACCAGGAAGGUCGUAUCAUCCUUCUUCCUCCCCCUUCCUUCACCUUUCCCCAACUUGUAUUAACACCACUUUUUUUUCACGCGGGGUUGUAUUAUGAGCACGGCUAGCCUUACCCCUGUGGCUUUCGGUCGCUGCUUCGUCCUUCAGCUCUCCCUUGACGAUGUUUCAUGCUUUGCAUUUGUACGGCGUUCUAGCGACUCGGUUACAUACUACCUUGCUGCUUCUUCACAAAGUUCUACCUUUUAUGUCCCGUUUUGUUUGCAAUUAGAUAAGUCGCACACCGCAAAUCAAGGGGGCGGUACUGUGCGCUGGUCGAAUGGUUGCCUCCUACUAAUUAUUGGCUUGGCGUUCUCACCGAGGCUGGUCUGUCCAACUGGACUGAGACCUUGGCCGGUUCCUGUUUCGAAAGAAACGAGGAAGAUAGGUUGAGACAAAAAAAAAUUCCUUUUUAGCUUUUUUUACUUUUUUUUUUUUUUAUCUACCUCACCAAAAGA
This is a messenger RNA of Aspergillus campestris IBT 28561, 530 nucleotides long. RefSeq lists its product as uncharacterized. NCBI's taxonomy places the organism in Eukaryota, Fungi, Ascomycota, Eurotiomycetes, Eurotiales, Aspergillaceae. The transcript has a single exon. The annotation marks the transcript as partial. The record is from RefSeq and is a predicted model, not a curated record.